AGGACUUUUGCGAAAAGUCGUGCCUGGAACUUUUUUCGCUGCGUGGAAAAACCGUGGCUGCAAUUGAAAUGAGACAGAUUGUUCCAGAGAGACUUCAAGCUUUUCAUUGGAGUCAAAGCUGAAUCUGAAACGUUUAGCUUUCAACAUGAGUGCGUCUGUUCAGUAUGAUUUACACUUGGGAGAUUCACUCCAUCCCGCUUCUACCCAAGGACGUGAAUUUAUUUUGAUGCGAUAUGCCUCCAAACCCAACAUCAGCAGUUCUUCUUCUAAGGAAACUAGCUGCGUACGCAACGCUGAAGGUCGGCACCUUGUUUCAUGGAAGAACGAUGAGAGCAAUCAGGUCACAUAUGAAGGCAACGAGAACACGACACAAGAUCUUGAUUGUUUAUUACUAUACGAUGAAGAGAAACAGACAUUUGUGCUAGAACGACCACGUUUACUUUUGAGUAUGCGUAAAGCAAGGAAGACUCAGACAACUGGAAAGAAAUCGGCUGCACCAAUUCAGACAGAGAACGUUGGCCGUGAGCCAGCUGAGACAAAUACUCGAAGCGAUAUAGAGAAUACUAGCGAAGACGAUUUCGAAAUGGACAUUUUCAAGGGCAUGGAAGAGUUACUAGAAGAAGAAGACGAUGAAGAAGAUACCAAAACUGGCAUUAGCAGCUCCAUGGAAGACGUACAGCCGACAGAAGUUCUUAUCAAGCCGUUGGAGACCGUGUUGGAAGCCAUGGAUGUCAACCCACCUUCACCUGCACCUCGGUUAGAAACCAAGUCAGCGACAAACUCUCCAAGAAUCAAUGAUCGACGGCGCAAACCUGCAUUGGCAUCGACACCAAUACGACGACCACUUACAACUACUAGUCUACCAUCUUCUCCAGCAAAGCCGAUCGCUCAUAUUGCAACACCCAUUAUGAAAAGUACCCCAUCAAAUCAACAAAAGUCGGCAGCCGCAUCUUCUUCAGAAUCAUCAUCUGGAAGCUCUGAUUCAGGUUCAUCAAGCUCAGGGUCUGAUAAUGAUAGUAGUAGCGACAGUGGAAGUGAUAGCGACGAUGAUUUUGCCAACUUGGCAGAGAAUAUUUCACAAACACUGGACAGCACGAACAGCGCACUGCCUUCUCAACCCGCUCGGCCGUCUCAAACAUUACCAAUUUCCACAAAUCUUGCACAACCUGGAACAAACAAACCUCGAUCUCUUCGAGCGUUUCUAGAUGAUGACGGGGAACCGAUGGAAGAAGAUGAUGCAAUCACUAGUAGCAGUAGCGAUUCUGAAUAAGUCAAACCCAAUCCCCCCCCCCCCUUGUUUUAUAC
Molecule: messenger RNA, 1305 nt
Organism: Umbelopsis ramanniana AG
Lineage: Eukaryota; Fungi; Mucoromycota; Umbelopsidomycetes; Umbelopsidales; Umbelopsidaceae
Exons: 5
Coding region: 146-1270 (374 amino acids)
Biological process (GO): positive regulation of DNA-templated transcription; regulation of transcription elongation by RNA polymerase II
Cellular component (GO): super elongation complex
Molecular function (GO): transcription elongation factor activity
Source: RefSeq, a predicted model, not a curated record